AUGGUGGUGACUAAACUAUCUAAACUUAAAACGACAGUGCCCAUUAACUCCAGAUUUUUUCUCCGAUCAAACAAUGGUAUACGACACAGCGGUUUGCCAUCUCAUCCGGCUGCAUUAAGAGCAUUGCAUUAUUCAAACACCUUCUCAAUUCAAAGACUUCACUCCAUGCAAGGACUCAAUUACUCCUUCUAUAAGUAUUUUAGCAAUGGAAGUAAUAUAAAACCAAACGAAUCAGAAAAGAACCAACGACUUGCCCAAUCCACCAACAUUUUCCAAAGAUUCCAGAUUAAUACGAGAUGGAUACUGAAAAAGUCAAUGCGACCCUUUAAUGCAGACGAUAUAAGUGCAUUUAUAUCAUGGGUUCUUGUUAGUAACGUUAUCAUUUUCAUUAUAUGGACAACUACUUUUGUUUCAUUAGUGAUCUAUCUAUUUAAUACUUUCUCCACGCAAGAUUACUUAGUGAAAAAAAUAGGGUCAUUAUUAACAAGAGGUACCACUUUAUCUGUUGUUUUUGAAAACGCUAUUGUCCCGGAGUGGUCGUCGGGGAAGAUCACAUUUAAUAAAGUGUUUGUUUCAAGAAGACCUAAAUUGCUUCAUAGUUUUACUAAGGGUUCACAACGUGAUGCUGUUGAAAGGGCCAACUUAGCAUUGAGCGAGCAACAAUUGUUAUUAACCGCCAGUGACUUUGAUGAUGGAAACUAUACACAAUUUGAUCUAACCAUCGAUAAAGUAGAAAUAUCUCUUAACUUUAGCAAAUGGCUGAAUGGGAAGGGGUUUUUGGAAGAGGUUAGUAUUAAUGGAUUAAGAGGGGUAGUUGAUAGGACACACGUUGUGUGGAAGCAGAACGAUGAUCCUAGGAACUAUAAGAAUAUUUACCAAUUAGGUGACUUUGAGAUUUCAAGGUUCAAGAUGAAUGAUGUUCUUUUCACUUUGUAUCAACCAAAUCAAUUUAGACCCUUCCAGGUCAGCAUUUUUAACUGUGAUCUUCCUCAAUUGCGGAAACAUUGGUUAUUUUAUGACAUUUUAAAUGCUAAUAGUGUAAGUGGUGCAUAUGAUAACUCAAUGUUUACAAUCCAUAGAACUCUCCAGAACAAUCAUCACCAAUUCUUAGAAUCUGAGCCGCCAGAAUUACAACCCACUGCGUUGUCAUUAUCCCCUUGGAAAAAAAUAACAAGGCUACGUGUUGAUAACUUAGACAUUGACCAUCUAAAUAGAGGAAUCGAAGGACCAUUUGGUUGGAUCACAGAGGGUCAGGUUGACAUGAUAGGUGAUGUGUUAUUACCAGAUAAAGAAGCGGAUAAAUCUCAACUAGCGGAAAUAAUCACCGAGAUUGGAGAUCGAUUAAUCAAGGAGGCUAAAAGAUUAUCGACACCUUCAGAUAUUGAUAUUUCUCCCGAUGUCUCUAAUCUAGACCCGGAUCAUUAUUUUAUUAUGAACUUUUUUCUCACACUAAAAAAUGUGAAGGCAGAAGUCCCAUUAUUUCCCUCGGAGUUAAAUUAUAUUAAUGGGACACUCAUCCGACCUAUUGUUGGCUAUAUCAAUUCUAGAAGAACAUAUAUUCCAAUUCAAUGCAGAGUAGUGAAAAAUGUAGCGGACUUUGAAGGGUCAUGGACCAUCUAUGACUCAUAUUUAAUGAGAGACUUGAGUGCGGAGGUAUAUGAUGCUUUUGCAAAGUAUGUGGCCGAUCAAGAACAAACACGAGCCCGAUUGAAGAGAGUAAGUUUUUGGUCCCUUCAAGUAAUAAUUCAAAUGAUACUCAUGAGCAUAGGAACCAUUGCAUAG
Messenger RNA from Naumovozyma castellii, 1782 nucleotides. RefSeq names its product Mdm31p (gene MDM31). NCBI's taxonomy places the organism in Eukaryota, Fungi, Ascomycota, Saccharomycetes, Saccharomycetales, Saccharomycetaceae. The record is from RefSeq and is a predicted model, not a curated record. The transcript has a single exon. The coding region runs from base 1 to 1782 and encodes 593 amino acids.